This is a messenger RNA of Diospyros lotus (date-plum), 633 nucleotides long. RefSeq lists its product as uncharacterized. Gene Ontology annotation, molecular function: aspartic-type endopeptidase activity. The coding region runs from base 1 to 633 and encodes 210 amino acids. The record is from RefSeq and is a predicted model, not a curated record. The transcript has a single exon. Gene Ontology annotation, biological process: proteolysis. NCBI's taxonomy places the organism in Eukaryota, Viridiplantae, Streptophyta, Magnoliopsida, Ericales, Ebenaceae.
AUGAUGAUGCCACAGGGCUCUAUUGCUGUAGAUAAACCCCGUAUGCAAGGAAAGGUAUUCGCCCUGACGGCAUCAGAUGCAAAGCAAGGGAACGAGAUAAUUCAAGGUAGUCUGUCUUUAUAUGGUGUAAAUGUGCGUGUGCUUUUUGAUACGGGAUCUACGCAUUCUUUUAUUGCACCGCAUGUGAUAUGUCAUAUUCCCAUCCCUAGAACUAUUUUACCAUAUUACCUGGUUGUGUCUACACCUGGGGAUAUGGUGUUAGUAUGGAGUGAGAUUAAGGUGUAUGAUAAGAAAUGUCUUGGCGACUUAGUGGUGUUGGGCAUCAAGGACUUCGAUCUUAUUCUAGGUAUGGACUGGUUAUCCCGACACUAUGCUAAGGUGGAUUGUCGAAGAAAGGUGAUACAUUUUGAGUUAUCCCAGCAACCAGUUAUUGUGUAUAGAGGUACUAAGCCGAUGAGCUCAAUCCCAAUGGUCUUGAUAAUGAAGGCAGAAAGGUUGGUACGAUAUGGUUGUGAGGCGUACCUUGCCUUUAUAACCACCGAUAGGAACCGUAAGGCGAAGUUAUCGGAGCUUCCGGUGGUUUGUGAGUUUCCUGACGUGUUCCCAGAUGAAUUGCCAGGAUUGCCACCUUAA